AGUGUUGCUCUUACGUUAACAAUUAAGCUUCCGGGAAAGCACGACGUUUCCCCCCCGAAAAAUUCUCUGCUGCAGUGAAACAUGACCUGACAUAUACCGCGUUCAUGUGCUGGCUAAUCAUCCUGUGAAGCCACUUGACCAUGGAUUCCCCAAUGUGUCUGGUCGAAAACGCCGAUGGCGAGCUUCAUGUAGUUCCUGGUGCCAUCAAGUACCUGAUGGGACUGAACCAGAAAGUCGUAGUGGUGUCGGUGGUCGGGCUGUACCGCACCGGCAAGUCCUACCUCAUGAACAAGCUGGCUGGAAAGAGAAAAGGUUUUGCCCUGGGAGCCACCAUCCAAUCCAAGACUAAGGGAAUCUGGAUGUGGUGUGUGCCUCACCCUGAAAAAAGAGACCACACCCUGGUGCUGCUGGAUACAGAGGGGCUGGGGGAUGUGGAGAAGACAAAUAGGUACCACUAG
This is a messenger RNA of Salvelinus namaycush (lake trout), 458 nucleotides long. Its product is annotated as guanylate-binding protein 1-like. The transcript is spliced from 4 exons. NCBI's taxonomy places the organism in Eukaryota, Metazoa, Chordata, Actinopteri, Salmoniformes, Salmonidae. Gene Ontology annotation, molecular function: GTPase activity; GTP binding. The record is from RefSeq and is a predicted model, not a curated record. The coding region runs from base 141 to 458 and encodes 105 amino acids.